Molecule: messenger RNA, 831 nt
Organism: Nothoprocta perdicaria
Lineage: Eukaryota; Metazoa; Chordata; Aves; Tinamiformes; Tinamidae
Product: transmembrane protein 17B-like
Exons: 5
Coding region: 1-813 (270 amino acids)
Biological process (GO): non-motile cilium assembly
Cellular component (GO): ciliary transition zone
Source: RefSeq, a predicted model, not a curated record
AUGGAUUCUGGAAAACAGCAUCCCCUAGAACACAGCCGGCCUUGCCACAUCGAGACGGACUUUCUGCCGAGCAGCCCGGAGGCUCUGCUGGCCGCCAUGAACUCUAAGCUUGAGCAGAGCUCGGCGCUGCCCAUGGCUGCGCACACUCCUCUGCCCCGCCACAUCCGCUGGGGCUUGACCACCCUCAGCAGCUCCCUGUUCAUCAGCAACAAGACCCAGGACAGCAGGGCUGCCCACAGCUGCCACCCAGCGCGUGAGGUGCUGGCCAGCCUGCCCCUGCAGAUGAUGCUCUACUUCAACGCCUUCUACUUCCCGCUGUGGUGCGUGGCAGAGGGGACGAUGCUGCUGCAGAAGUACGGCCUGCUGCCCCGCUACUACCAGCUGCUGCUGCUCGCCGCCUUCCUCAUCCUCUCGCUGGGCGAAGGCCUCCGCCUCUUCCUCGGCUACGUAGGGAACCUGCAGGAGAAGGUGCCUGAGCUCGCUGGCUUCCUCCUCCUCUCGGUCCUCAUCCACCUCCCCCUCCUGCUUUUCCUGCUCACGGACAACAACAUCAUCCGGCUGCCCCUGGAGAUGGCCGUGCACAUCCCRUACCUGGCAUUCCUGGUCUCUGAGAUCCCGGCAGCCUUCCUUGCGCUGAGGACAAUGACCAAGCAGCUGGUGAUAGAGUUCCACCUGCAGCAGUUCAUGGAUGGGGACAGGCCACAACAGCCGAGGCAGAAAGGGGCAGGAAACCAAGGGCAGAUGAUGCUCUCGGAACAGCCCUUCAAUAGGACAGGGCAGAAUCGCCUUACUGAGAGACCUCCCAAGAGCUAGGAGCAUUAAACAGUGCUG